This is a messenger RNA of Cyanistes caeruleus (blue tit), 1400 nucleotides long. RefSeq names its product transmembrane protein 69 (gene TMEM69). NCBI's taxonomy places the organism in Eukaryota, Metazoa, Chordata, Aves, Passeriformes, Paridae. The record is from RefSeq and is a predicted model, not a curated record.
AUGGGCCACCCCGGUUCCUGCCCGGACCGGUAGCGCUUAGUACCGGGCGCCGUCGGAGUGCUUAUGGGGGCACCGGAAGGCGCUACAGCGUGUGGGUCCGGGGUAGCACCCGGUGAGUCCUGCCCGGUGGGCAGAGCGGCCCCUUCUCCCUCUGGAAUAUUCUCCGCUCCCUUCGCCCUCCCUCAGGGGAGUUUGGCUGUACGGAGCCGUCUGUAUCUCCCGGCGCAGCAGGACCGGGAACUGAGGAGUCAAAUCCAGGGCGAGCCGCCCACUUUCCCCCGGGCAUUGACAAAACAAAUAUGUUUCCUCUCAUACAACGAUGCUGCUUCAACACACCUUUCAAUCUGCAGAAGUUAACUGGUCCCAGUCUGCUGCUCUAUGGGAAGAAGACAACUUGGUCUUCCUUGGCACUCCGGCUGUGGAGAGAAACGCAUCCUCUCUCAACAUCUCAGAGACUCCAACCUGCAUUGGUUUACACAACAAAGGUCCAGGCUUUCCACACCUCUGUCCCCGUCUUCAAGAAGAAAACCCCUGCAGAAUCUGAGGCAGAAUCACAAAAGAAACUGGAAUCACUGAAGGAUUCUCCCAAGCCAGCUCUUUACUUAAGCCUUGGAGGGCUCAUUCCCUUUGUGGCCGUGCCACUGACCAUGGCCCUUCAGGGGACCUACUGGCCACAGCUGGCCUUUGCUCAGGUUGCCUAUGGAGCUGCAACAGCGUCAUUCCUAGGGGGAAUGAGGUGGGGGUUUACUCUCCCAGAAAACAGCCCAGCCAAGCCAGACUGGCUGAACCUGGCUAACAGCACAGUUCCUCCUCUGCUUGCCUGCCAAGCUUUGCUUUUCAAAGAUGUCGCUCAGGGAGCAGUAAUGCUCAUGCUGGCCUUAGGGAUAGCACUGCAUUAUGACAUUUCCCUUCUUCCUACUUACCCCAGGUGGUUUAAAGUACUGAGGGUAGCAGGAACAGUGGUGAUGAUAUCAUCCCUGUUGGCCACUGUAGCACUGAAAGUUUUCUUAGAAGGGAACCAAAGUGAUGACAGAAAAAUAUAGCAGAACACAAAUUAAUAAAUCAGUAAGGAAAAGCUAUUAUUUGCCAAUAAAGUAUUUGUAUGGAGUACCAGGAGAAAUAAAGACUGACUUGUGCUUAGAAGUUGUAUGAUGGCAGGGAUCAAGAUGCCUAUUCUUGAAGCAAAAUGAUUUUCCAACUGAUUUUGAAGCUAGUUCAGGAGGGAAAGGUUGUAAAUUGCAAUUACUUCCAAGGCAAAAAUCAAUCUGUCCUUAUCUGUAGAACAAGGAGUGACUCCUGAAUGAGAUGUUGCUGCUCUAGGAAUUUAGAAUGGAGAUUAAAAAUUACAAGGGUAUGAAUUGCUCUGUGCUGAAUUAUUAAAGCAUGUGGUUUGACUGUAA